Hemibagrus wyckioides is the source of this 3820-nucleotide messenger RNA. Its product is annotated as alpha-2-macroglobulin-like protein 1. Lineage: Eukaryota; Metazoa; Chordata; Actinopteri; Siluriformes; Bagridae. The coding region runs from base 34 to 3813 and encodes 1259 amino acids. The record is from RefSeq and is a predicted model, not a curated record. The transcript has 29 exons. Gene Ontology annotation, molecular function: endopeptidase inhibitor activity.
UAUAACCAAAACAGUGUCACUCUUCUGGCUGAAAUGUCUAUAAAAGAAGAAUACCACCGUUGUGUCCCAUUCCAGGUUCCUGUUGUAACUGUAGAACUGGUGGCAUCUAUUAAUAUUCAGAUUAAUGGGUCACAAACAUUCCUAAAUAAGACAACACAGAUCCUAAUCACACCUCCAACACAACUGACCUUUAUUCAGACAGACAAACCCAUCUAUAAACCAGGACAAACAGUAAAGUUCCGCAUCGUCUCUGUGGAUACCAAUUUCCUCACUUAUGAACAGACGUUUCCAACAAUAGAAGUGAAGGACCCGAACUCAAAUCGCAUUGGUCAGUGGCUGAACGUUGCCACCUCCAGCGGUCUGGUGGAUCUGUCAUAUCCCAUAAACUCUGAGGCUACGAAAGGAAUUUACAUCAUCAACGUCUGGGACGAGAAAAACACAGAGCUCACACAAACGUUUGAAGUCAAGGACUACGUUCUGCCGACAUUUGAAGUUACAGUAGAGCUUCCUCCAGUCAUAACCAUCCUGGACACUAAUGCCACACUGAAAGUCUGUGCAAAAUAUACAUACGGGAAGCCGGUGAGUGGGAUGGUGAAGGCCAAAGUCUGCCAUAAUAGUUACAGAUACAGUUGGCUGCAAGGAGACACAACACCAGACAUCUGCAAGAAUUAUACAAUGAUGACUGACAAAACAGGCUGUGGAAUAGAAAUCAUAGAUCUGACAGAAUAUGCAUUAACUGAUUCACGCUAUGAAGCUUCAAUCAUAGUUCAGAGUGAAGUGGAAGAAGACGGCACCGGUGUGAUUCUGACUGGCUCGGGAAGUUCUCCUAUAACAUCUAAUAUGGUCACAAUCUCAUUUGAGGAGUCAUCAUCAACAUUUAAGCCUGGAAUGGCAUAUUCAGGACAAAUUAAAGUGAUCUGCCCAAAAUCCAAUCCUAUGAAAAAAAAAAUAGUGUAUUUAACUGUAACUUAUGCUGGUAAUAACAUUUCAGUACGGAAGCUGCUUACAAAUUACAAAGGCAUUGCAAAGUUUUCUCUCAACACUGAACCAUGGGGUCUGGAGCAAGUCUCUCUUCAAGCGGAGUAUGAAAUGACUAACAGACCAGUUGUAUAUAAGGAAAAUCAGCUCACACCACAGUAUCCAGCAGCCUACCUCUGGCUUCAGCCUUUCUACUCCAAGAGUCGGAGUUUUAUUAAAUUGAGGAGCUGCUUGACACCCUUAAGCUGUGAUAGAAAUGGCGUCAUCAAGGCUCAGUACAUGAUACACCACAGUGCACUUUCACCACGCCAGAAGACUAUAUCCUUCUUCUACAUGGUGAUGAAUAAAGGGCAUUUGAUUCAGCAAGGACGUAUCACAGAAGCCAUCAGCCCUGGGACAGAGCACAGGGGAAACCUGGUGGUUACUCUGCAAAACAUGAUAAAGCUGUCCCCGGUUGCUCAGGUGGUCCUGUACACAGUCCUUCCCAGUGGUGAAGCUGUGGCAGACAGCAUGAACUACCCCAUUCAGCUGUGUUUGGCUAACAAGGUGUCUUUAAGUUUUUCACCUUCUACUGAGCUUCCUGGUGGUCAGGUGUCACUGAAGCUGAAAGCUGCUCCGGGUUCCCUGUGUUCAGUGAAGGCCAUAGAUCAGAGUCUGCUGCUGCUUCAACCAGAGAAGGAGCUCAACAUCCAAUCUGUGUUCAACAUGCUGCCUGUGCAAACGUUAUCAGGAUAUCCGUACAACAUCUACGAAGAAGAUUCGAACCCAUGUUGGGGGAUCCCACCAAUCAGGAUUAUCCCAUUUGAUGCGCAAGUGCGAAAGAUUGGUUUUUUUCCGCACCCUGGAAAGGUGGAUGUGUAUAACACCUUUAAAGAUAUUGGAAUUAAAAUCCUCACCAAUACAGACAUAAAGAAACCUUCAGAUUGUUUUCCAAAUAUGAGUGCCCUAGACAUACCUGUAGCUGAAGCCAAAGACGCACCAGCUGUCCUCGCCAAAGAAUCCACUUCAGGUGACUCAAGUUUAAACCAAGCAGUUAUUACAAUCCGCAAAUAUUUCCCAGAGACCUGGAUUUGGGAUCUCGUUUCAGUCAGUCAGUCUGGAGCGAUGGCUGUUAGUAAAACAGUCCCAGACUCCAUCACCACAUGGCAGGCUGGUGCGUUCUGUACAUCACCUGUCGGGUUCGGAGUCGCACCGAAAACCGAGCUCACUGCCUUCCAGCCUUUCUUUGUGAGUCUCACCAUGCCCAGCUCCGUCAUCCGAGGAGAAGUGUUCACACUCAAAGCCACCGUCUUCAACUACCUCCAAAGCUGCAUGAUGGUGAUGGUGACUUUGGCUGACUCGGAACAAUUCUCUGCACAAGUGUGUGAAGAGUGCAGUUAUACACAAUGUCUGUGUGCUGACCAGAGCUGGACUUUCUCUUGGACCAUCACACCGCUGGUACUGGGGCAGGUAAGUAUCAACGUGACAGCAGAGGCCAUACAGUCAUCGGAUCUAUGUGGAGAGAGAGCAGUGACUGUACCACAGAAAGGACACAUUGAUUCAGUCAUUAAAACACUGCUAGUGCAGCCUGAAGGAACCAAACAGUAUAAAAGCUACAAUGAGCUUCUCUGCCCUUCAGAAGGUGCCAUUGAGAAGACAGUCUCACUAACCCUGCCUGAGGUAUUCGUGGAAGGUUCAGCCAUGGCCUCAGUCUCUGUGCUGGGAGAUCUGAUGGGCCGAGCUCUACAGAACCUGGCGAGCCUCCUAGCGAUGCCAUAUGGCUGUGGAGAGCAGAACAUGCUGCGCUUCGCCCCCAACAUCUUCAUCCUGGAGUACCUGGAGAGCACCAACCAACUCACGCCGCAGAUCAGGAGUACAGCUGAGACCUAUCUCGUGAGCGGAUAUCAGAGAGAACUGACCUACAAACACACUGAUGGAUCUUAUAGUGCUUUUGGGAUGAGUGAUCCAUCAGGAAACACAUGGCUGACAGCAUUUGUGAUGAAGUCUUUUGGAAAAGCAAAGCGAUACAUCUUUAUAGAUCAGGUGUUUGUGGAACAGGCGAAGGCUUGGCUCGGUCAACAGCAGCAGGACAAUGGAUGCUUUGCCUCAGUGGGACAACUCUUCCAUCUUGACAUGAAGGGAGGAGUGAAUGAUGAGGUGACUCUCUCGGCGUACAUCACAGCUGCAAUGCUGGAACUUAAUUAUACAGUUACAGAUCCUGUGGUGAACAACAGUCUUACAUGCCUAAGGAAUGCGUACACUCAGGUGAACUUGAACUAUGCUAAGGCUCUCCUCUUCUACACCUUCACCCUUGCUGGAGAUGAGGGGAUGAGGAACACACUCAUCUCAGACCUGGAUGCAAAUGCCAUUAUCUCAGGGGGCGGGCGUCACUGGAGCAGAGUGAAUGAUGGGUCAGUGACAGACUCUUUGGAGGUGGAGAUGACCUCGUAUGUUCUCCUGGCUCUGAUGUCUGGACCAGAGCUACCAGGGUUUGAUCUGGGUUACAGCACCAGCAUCGUCCAAUGGCUUUCUCAGCAACAGAAUGCCUUUGGAGGCUUUGCAUCUACACAGGACACUGUUGUGGCUCUACAGGCUUUGGCAAAAUACAGUCUCGCCACCUACAGUCCAGCAGAAACUGUCACCGUUACUAUAACAUCACCAUCUGGGCUGAUUAACACCUUCACCAUCACUCAGAGUAACAGGCUGCUGUAUCAGGAGACUCAGCUACAGGAGGUUCCUGGAGACUAUGAUGUCACAGCAGAAGGAAGAGGCUGUGUGUAUGUGCAGGUUGGUAUAUCACCAUUUUCUACAUUAUUCACUCACCUCAGCUCCUUUACUAAUUCAGCAGGUUCUUAGGAUAAUU